Molecule: messenger RNA, 1344 nt
Organism: Fusarium venenatum
Lineage: Eukaryota; Fungi; Ascomycota; Sordariomycetes; Hypocreales; Nectriaceae
Product: major facilitator superfamily domain-containing protein
Biological process (GO): transmembrane transport
Cellular component (GO): membrane
Molecular function (GO): transmembrane transporter activity
Source: RefSeq, a predicted model, not a curated record
AUGACAGGCUUUGGAUGGUUCGUGGAUAAUUUUUGGAUGCAAGCUAUAACCAUCAUUAGCCCUGCUGUCCGAAACGAAUUCAAGGUCAAGCGCAUCGCCUUCCUCACCCUCGCCAAAUAUGCUGGUCUCGUCGUCGGUUCUUCUGUGUGGCCCAUGACAGCCGACGUUAUCGGUCGCCGCUUGGCUUUCAACAUCACGCUCCUCAUAUCUUCCGUCACCAUAUUCGUUGCCUUUAUCGGCGUGGGUACCGGCGGCAAUCAACCUGUCGAUAGCGCUAUUUUCCUUGAAUACAUUCCCGCUACGCACCAGUAUCUUCUUACAAUGCAAUCGGCCUUCUGGUCUGUUGGUCAGGCUGCCACUGCUUUGAUUGCCUGGCCGCUUAUUGCGGGCUACUCAUGUAAACCUGACUCUGUUGCUGGCUGUACAUAUGGCAACAACUUGGGUUGGCGUUAUACUUUCUGGGCUUUUGGAGGUCUGACUAUAACCAUGUUCCUUCUUCGGCUUCUCUUUCGAGUAUACGAAACUCCCAAGUUCCUCCUCAGCAAAGGCAAAGAUGAGCAAGCUGUCGAUACUAUCCAGAAGAUCGCUGCCAGAGACGGAAAGACAUCGUGGCUUAUUCUUUCUCACUUUGAGAGCAUCGAUGCUGAGCUAAAUGCCACGAGCACCGGGCCUACCGUACCAGUCACUACCCACAAGGACAUCAUCAAGAGCAGCCUGGACAAGAUGACACCUGAUAAGAUCCGCGUCCUCUUCUCCACUCCUCGCACAGCUAUCUCUACAACCCUAAUGAUCUUCCUCUGGUGCUCCAUCGGAAUAGCCUGCCCUCUCUAUAAUUCCUUCAUUCCCAUCUACCUCGAGAACAAGGGUAUUGCCUCGGGAGCUAGCUCUACCAGAGGUGUGUACCGAAACUAUGCCAUCCAGGCUGUCUGCGGUAUCCCAGCUUCUCUACUCGGUGGUUUUACUGUGGACCUCAAGGGCAUCGGUCGAAAAGGCACAGGAACAAUUGCUUGCAUCUCAACUGGCGUCUUCUUGUUUCUAUUCACCAGGGCCACCACCCAGGCUGGUAUUCUAGGCUUUUCAUGCGCUAUCGCUUUCUUCCAAAAUCUGGUGUAUGGACUGCUGUACUCUUACACUCCCGAACUCUUUCCUGCUCCGGUUCGUGGCACUGCCAACGGUUUGGUCGCUAUGCUCAACCGACUGAGUGGCCUUAUUGCUCCUAUGAGUGCAGCAUAUGUUGGGAUAGAUAACGACUACCCCGUGUGGAUCUCGGCAGGCUUGUUUAUCUUGGCUGGACUGAUCUUUUUGGUCCUACCUUACGAGACACGAGGCCGUGCCGCGGCCUAG